This is a messenger RNA of Lactuca virosa, 3252 nucleotides long. The record is from the annotation of a GenBank genome assembly. Lineage: Eukaryota; Viridiplantae; Streptophyta; Magnoliopsida; Asterales; Asteraceae.
AUGGCUCAAGCUUUAGUCAGUAUGACUGCCGAAGCGAUACUGAAAAAGGUAUUGUCUUUAGCUGCUGCCGAAAUUGCGAUUGCUUGGGGUUACGAAGAAAAGCUGACCACCCUUCACGCUACCUUGGACCUGAUUCGUGCCAAGUUACGUGAUGCAGAGAGACAAAAGGGAACAGAGGCAGUGAUGGUGUGGCUGAAACAGCUCACACAUGUGGUCAAUGAAGCCGAUGAUGUGUUGGACGAGAUUCAUUAUGAAAUGUUGAGGCGUGAGGUGAAGAAACGAGGUAUGAUGCCGUCUCCUCCAUGGUUGAAAAGGUUUGCAUUUCGUAGAGAAAUGGGACAUAAAAUCGAAAACAUUUGUAGAAAGUUGGUUGAGAUCAAUAAACAAGCAAACGAUUUGGGACUACAAAAUGAACAACCUGCUGGCCCUGUUCCAGAUACUCUCAAUCGGGAGACCGAUCCAUAUUUGGACGAGGAAUUCAAAAUUUUUGGGAGGGAAAAUGAUGAACUGCGUAUCAUACAACUUUUAACCCAAUCAAGAAAAGAAGAAACACUUACUAUUGUUCCCAUUGUGGGAAUGGGCGGGGUUGGGAAAACCACUUUGGCCAAGUCAAUCUACAAUAAUCCAAAAAUCGAGCAUCAUUUUGAUGUUCGAGCUUGGCUUUGUGUGUCGGUUAAGGUUGAUGUUAACACUCUUCUUGCAAAGAUCUAUGAAUCUCUUGCCAGAGAGGAAUGUAAGUCACAAAUGAGGGUCAAUUUAAUUACAGAUCUUCGAAACAAGUUGGGAUCUAAAAGAUAUUUGCUUGUCCUAGAUGAUGUGUGGGACGAAGAGCGGGCACAUUGGGAUGAUUUCAGGAGUUGUAUGCUAAAAGUAAAUGCAGAGAGUGGAAGUGGCAUUCUUGUCACUACACGGAAUCUUGGAAUCGGAACCAAGGCCAUGAGUGAGGAUUUCCAUGCUUUGCAAACUCUUUCCGAUGAUUGGUGUUGGUCCAUCUUUAGAGAAAGAGCCUUUCUUGCAGGCCGAUCACCAUUGCCAGAAUUGGAGGAGAUAGGGCAUGAAAUUGUGAAAAAGUGUCGUGGUUUGCCUUUGUUGGUAAACAUAAUAGGAGGCAUGUUGCGAAAUUACAAUACUGACAAAGAGAAGUGGUUGUCCAUCCAAGAUAGCAAAGUUUGGGAUCUAGAAGAUGAAGGGGACAGAGUCCAAAAUAGCUUGAAACUCAGCUUUGAUAACUUGCCCAGUUCUAUCAUUAAACAAUGCUUUGCAUAUUGUUGCAUGUUUAAGAAGGAUAAGGUCAUGCGAAGGGAAGAACUUAUACGACUAUGGAUGGCUGUAGGGUUGGUUCAAGCGGAUGAGAGGAGAAACAAGGAGGCAGAGGAUGUGGGAAAUGAUAUAUUCCAAAUCUUGGUUAGCAGCUCGUUGUUCCAAGAUGUUAAAAUGGAUGAGUAUGGUUAUGUCACUGGUUGUAUGCAUGAUCUGGUGCAUGAUCUUUCGUUAUCACUUUCCAAACAUGAAAACUUAUGUUUGGUGGAUCCAACAAGUGAUGAUGAUAUUGCACGUAUCCCUCGGGUUAAACAUCUCGCAAUGUGUCGAUUUCAGGAGGAUGGUAUCUACCUAACUUUUAGAAAGAUGAAUUCUAUAGUCUUCAAAGAGGAUAUGACAAAUAGGACUAUGCAUACAUUGAUAUUCAGGGGUACAAUUGAGAAAAACAUUUCAUUGCAACGUUUCAAGUGCUUGAGGGUACUAAAAUUCAGGGCAUGUGCACUGAAAAAGAUCAAUGAUUCAGUUGGAGAGUUGGUGCAUCUUAGGUAUCUUGAUUUGUCAUAUACCAAAAUCAAAGUUCUUCCGAAAUCUAUUGGUAAACUUUACCAUUUGCAAACUCUGAAGCUGUCUGGCUGUUUUCUAAAGCAAUUGCCUCAAAGCAUAAGCAAGUUGAUAAGUCUGCGACAUUUGAUGUAUACAGGAUAUUUGAUACUUCUAGGGCACAAGCCCAUACGUAACGUGGGACGAUUGACUUCUCUAAGAACAUUGCCUGAUUUUAGAGUGGGUCGAGAGAAAAGAUGUCAUAUUUCAGAGCUAGGUCCUUUGAAGCACCUUGCUGGAGAGCUUCAUAUUAGCAAUCUCGAAAAUAUUAGCGGCAAAGAAGAUGCUGCCAAGGCAGAUAUAUGUGGAAAGAAAAAUUUAUGCCAGGUUUAUUUUCGUUGGAGUGAGCACAGAGUUGUCAAUCAAAAUGACAAAGAUGUAUUGGAAGGCCUGCAACCCCAUGGAAAUUUACGAAGCUUGUCAAUUAUAAACUUUUACAAUGACAGUUUUCCGGAAUGGGUGACUAAGAUGGCAACCAACAUUGAAGGGAAAUGGACACCCCUUCACAAGCUUGUGAAGAUCGAAUUAUCUGGAUGUAGCAGCUGCGCCUAUCUUCCAGUGCUCGAGCACCUACCACUUCUUCGGGAUCUUGAGUUGGAGGAUAUGGACAACAUGACAUGCUUAAGCAGUUGUUUAGGCCAAGGUGACAAUUUUAGUACUGGAUCAAUGAAGCCUCUGUCUCCAUCGUUGAGAUCCCUCCAACUAUCACACAUGAGAAGACUGGAAAAGUGGAUAGAUGCAGCAACAACCAGCUCAACAGUGUUAUCACCCGUUCUCGAGAAGUUGCACAUUAAACAUUGCCGAAAGAUUAUUCACUUAGAUGAAUGUCAUCCCCACCCUCUUGUUUCCUUAGACAUAUACGACUGCUACAAUCUGGUGUCCAUUAAGAGUAUACAAGGCCUUACAUCUCUCGAGUUUUUAAGCAUUCGGGAUUGUCCUAGUCUUUUAGAAAUCCCCUAUAUGCAGAACUUCGAGCAUCAUCCUUUAAAGGCUCUGAGCAUUGUCAAUUGCAAGAAACUGACUUCCUUGCCUUGUAAAUUAUUCGACUGUUUUUCCUUCUUAAACAGGUUGACACUUGGUCCAUUCUCAAAGGAGCUCCAUUCUUUCCCAAGUCUCCAAGGCAUUGAGAAGUUGAGGAACCACCUUCGAUCAUUUUACUUGUAUGGUUGGGUUCAUUGGGAGUCGAUACCAGAAGAGAUAAAACACCUCACUUCACUCACUGAGUUACACAUAACGGAGUUCGGAAUGCGAGAAUUGCCUAUAUGGUUAACCAACAUGUCAUCUAUCCGAGUUAUAAACUUCGUUAAGUGCACGGGGUUAAAUAAAGAAACGCUUAAACACAAAGCGCCACGGGAAGCACGUUUAGUCUUUUUAGAUUAUAAAGCUGUGUAA